AUGUUUGAGAUUGGGAUUUUAUUUGAUUUUAGAGUCAAUGUGGAUUUGGAGGUUUGGAUCUGGCGUCCCAUGGAUCAAAGUCCAAAAGAUCUGAAUAAUUAUUUUGAUGGUGAAAAGACAAUACCAAUUCAUUUUAAUACUCCAACAUCUGGUGUUUCAACAGAUAUUGCUGAUAUACAAAAUUAUAUUCGUGAACAGAAAGCAGAAAAAAAUUUAGAACAAUGUAAAACAUUUGAAAUAUCAUUACCACCAUCAAUUACUGGUAUAACUAGUGAAUCAAAUAAAAUUGAAUUUAAAUCAUUAUUUCAAACUCCAACAUUAAACGAACUUGAAGCUGUAUCAACUAAUCCAGAUGGAUCAUCGUUGAAAUUAAAUGAAGAACAAUUGAAAGCAGUUCGACAAACAGGUAAGAAUAAUUAUUUUGGUGGUGAAAAGACAAUAUCAAUUCAUUUUAAUACUCCAACAUCUGGUGUUUCAACAGAUAUCGCUGAUAUACAAAAUUAUAUUCGUGAAAAAGCAGAAAAAAAAUUAGAACAAUGUAAAACAUUUGAAAUAUCAUUACCACCAUCAAUUACUGGUAUAACUAGUGAAUCGAAUAAAAUUGAAUUUAAAUCAUUAUUUCAAACUCCAACAUUAAACGAACUUGAAACUAUAUCAACUAAUCCAGAUGGAUCAUCAUUGAAAUUAAAUGAAGAACAAUUGAAGGCAGUUCGACAAACAGGAGAAUUUGAAGUAAAUAGUAUUCAUUUUCCUGGUCAACGUCAUCGAUGGAGAUUAAGUAACUUACUUCAGUCGGGCAUACAAUCAGCUAAUGAAGUGCUUUAUGAAGAAUUAUCAGGUGCUCUUUAUAUGGUAAUCAUGUAUGCUCGAGAUCGUAUUAUCUCGAAUUGUUUUAGUUUUAAAGCAACUUUACGAUCAUGGAAACAUGGCGUUGUCAGUUUAAUUGAUGCUCUUAUUGGAUUACCUGUAGUUUAUUCAAAUGGUAUCGAUUCACAAGUAGAAGAUGAACGAAAUAAAUUUUUAUUUAUUGAACUUUCACCACAUGAAAGUGAAAAAGAAAUGCAUGAUGAAUUUUGUGCACAAAUACCAAUUUUAUUAAAAAUGAUGGCAGAAUAUAACAAAUAUAUAUUUCGUGAAAAUCAGAAUAAUUAUUUUGAUGGUGAAAAGACAAUACCAAUUCAUUUUAAUACUCCAACACCUGGUGUUUCAACAGAUAUUGCUGAUAUACAAAAUUAUAUUCGUGAACAGAAAGCAGAAAAAAAUUUAGAACAAUGUAAAACAUUUGAAAUAUCAUUACCACCAUCAAUUACUGGUAUAACUAAUGAAUCAAAUAAAAUUGAAUUUAAAUCAUUAUUUCAAACUCCAACAUUAAACGAACUUGAAGCUGUAUCAACUAAUCCAGAUGGAUCAUCGUUGAAAUUAAAUGAAGAACAAUUGAAAGCAGUUCGACAAACAGGAGAAUUUGAAGUAAAUAGUAUUCAUUUUCCUGGUCAACAUCAUCGAUGGAGAUUAAGUAACUUACUUCAGUCGGGCAUACAACCAGCUAAUGAAGUGCUUUAUAAAGAAUUAUCAUGGGCUCUGUAUAUGUUAAUCAUGUAUGCUCUAGAUCGUAUUGUCUCAAAUUGUUUUAGUUUUAAAGCAGCUUUACGAUCAUGGAAACAUGGCUUUGUCAGUUUAAUUGAUGCUCUUAUUGGAUUACCUGCAGUUUAUUCAAAUGGUAUCGAUUCACAAGUAGAAGAUGAACGAAAUAAAUUUUUACUUAUUGAGCUUUCACCACAUGAAAGUGAAAAGGAAAUGCAUGAUGCAUUUUGUGCACAAAUACCAAUUUUAUUAGAAAUGAUGACAGAAUAUAACAAAUAUACAUUUCGUGAAAAUCAGAAUUGUCCACCUCGAAUGCUGCCAUAUCCUCAUCAUUUUGUAACAUCAAAUAAUAUUGAUAUUGAUCUUCGAUUAUAUAAUAAUGAUCUUCAAACGAAACUAACAUCGAUUAUUAGUACCCUUCUUAGUGGAAAUACACCAAAAAAUUGGUUUAAUACAACAAAACGACGAUUAAUUAAUCAAUAUAAAAAUGAACAAAACGAAUUAGGCUUAUCAAAAGAAGAAGUGGCUAAACGAGUUCAGACGCAAUUAAAUAUUGAAUAUGUUGAACGAGCAUUUGAAACUAUUGAAAAUUCUGAUGAAAUUGAAGAAUUAUCACCUAGUCUUGGACGUUUAUUAGUUUCACAAGCUCGUUCUAUAUUAACAAUGAAGUCAGUUGUUCAAAACUUAAAUGAUGAUUUAGAAAAACAUCUUAAAAUGAUAAGAGAAAAAUUAAUUCGUGAACAUCCAAUAAAAUCCAAAAUUCAUCGUUGGAUUGAAAGCAAAUUAUUUGAAGAAAGACGAAAUUAUAUUCUUCAACAUCAAUGGGAUGCACAUCAAUUAUCAAUCGAUCAAUGUAAAGCAUUAGGAAAUCAACAAGCGGCAUAUUUUAUUCAACGAGAUUUUAUAUUUCGAAAAGAUCAUGAAUUAAUUCUUCGUUGUAAUCUUAAAUCCCCGAUUGAACCUUCGAAAACAAUUGAAUGUAGUCGAUCGAUAUGGUUUCCAAAAAAUUGGGUUAUCGAACGAACAUAUCCACUCCCUACUGAACGUAUUCCAACAUUAUUUGCUAAAUAUACUACAUCUGGAGAAGAAGACAGUCAAAGAAGAUUGAUUGACUCUGAUCCUGAUGCAAAAUAUUAUCUUCAACGAAAAAUAACUUAUUCAACAACAACAAGAUAUCCAUUUUGGAGAUGGAAAUUAUUUGCCCUUCGUACAUAUUGUUGGCUUUCAAAUGCUAUUUAUACAUUUUGUCUUGUUAUUCCAUUUGCUAGUCCAGUUAGUUUUCGAGCUCUAUUUUCUCCAAGGCCAUUUAGACCUGAUUAUAAAUUAAAUCAAGAUGAUUUGAAACUUCAUGAAGAUCCAUCUUCAAAAACAGAAACAUUUAUUUCACGUAUUGUUGCUCUUUGGAAUCAUGUAAGACAUUCAAGACAAAAAAUCGAACAAGCACCUGAUCGAGGAUUUUUGGGAAAGAAUAUGCAAAGAAUAUUCAAUCGAUUUUGGAAUUAUGUAGCAAAAGGUAUUGUUGGUACUGUCGCCAUUUGUGCUAUUUACCCAGUUUCUUGUGUACUUCUUUCAACUGGCUCUUUUAUAUUAGGUGUUUUAUCACCUAUUUGGAUGCCAAUUCUAACAUUAUUAUUUCAUAUACUUCAAAUUCUUAUAUAUGAUGCAAAUUCAGCUGGUGAAUAUGGUCGAAAAGUUUUUUGUCUUAUUAAUAUUUUAAUAACUGAUUUUCUACUCUGUGGUAUUAUCCAACCAAUAUUAGUAUUAAUUGCAUUAAUUGUUAGUCCAAUAACUUCUCUUUUAAUUCUUAUUUAUGCUCUUCUACAUCGUUUUAUUGGUGGAUUGUAUGAUCAAAUAGUAUUUAAAUUGAUUAUUAAACGUUUAGCUCGAAUUCCUGCACAUGAUAGUUUUCUUGCAAGACGUAUUGCUGGUCCAGGUUUAGCAGCACAAUAUUUUUAUCAAGUUUCAUCACCAGAAGUAUUAGCAGCAUUAGAAUCAUUAAUUGAGCAAAAGGAAUUAAAGAUUUAUCGUUCAUAUAUUGAAGAAAUUUUAAUGAAACCAAUUAAUGAAUAUCGACAAUUUUUUAAUGCAGCAUUUGAACCAUUUUCAGCUCAAAUUCAAAUAACAGAUAGUCCAUCAGUGUAUAGUCGAAUGAAUGAUGUUGUUAAUAAACAUAUUCAAAAUUUGAAAACAGCAAUUGACAAACGUAAUGAUUUACUUCAAAUACAUCAUGGUCAUCAGCAUGAUCGUAUUCGAUUGACAGAAGCUGAUUUAACAGCUGUGCUUAUUGAAGGAACACAAUUAGUAGAAAAAUGGUAUCCAAAACAAAUACUUUCUUAUUUAAAUAAAGAUGAAACAGAAAAAUUUUGGAAUGAUUAUGAUCUUGAAGAAAAUGAUUGGUUUGGUUUAGCAAGUAAAUUACUUCAAGAACUGUUUUGUCGAGAUUUCUUAACACCACUUGAACAAACAGAUGUUUGUUAUAGUCUAAAAGUUGAUCAUAUAACUUUAUCAAAAUAUGCACAUAUGAUUCAUUCGGCUAAUUUGCACGAUGAUCUUGAUGCUGUUACAAGUGUUUAUUUACCUGGAACUUCAUAUACAAUUAAUUAUCCAUCAUUUAAUCAAGAUAUUUUCAAUCCGAAUAGAUGUAUUCUUGAUAUAUCAACAGAUUAUUCUGGAAAGCAUCGUGUAAAAGCUUAUGGUCGUGUACAUCGAUUUUUUAAUCAUCAAGGUAAUUAUUUAAAACAUGUUAAAAAUUUAUCAAAAUUUAUUGACUGUACAUCAAUAACAUGUCAUUUUUCUACACCAAUACAAUUACCUGAUGUAAUCUAUGUUAAUGUUAUUAUAUUUAAUCGUGAUAAUAAUAAUUCAAUAACAACAACAUCAAAUAAAAAUAUAUCUCUUCAAGAUAUUCUUCAACUUAUUGCAUAUAAUAAAAAAUUUCAUGAUGAACCUAUGUUACCAAUAAAUUCAUCAAGAAUUUCAUCUCCUACUACAAUGAAUAAUAUGACACAUAAGGAUUUAGUAUGA
Messenger RNA from Rotaria sp. Silwood2, 4605 nucleotides. The record is from the annotation of a GenBank genome assembly. Lineage: Eukaryota; Metazoa; Rotifera; Eurotatoria; Philodinida; Philodinidae.